AUGCUCUCCCAGCGUGCUCUCCUGCGCGCUGCGCCGCGUUUCGUGCGCACCCCGGCUGCCCGAACGACCGUCCGAUCGAGGUUCUACAGCGAGGUCAAGCUGGAGGGAAACGCGGACAACGCCUUCAACCGCGAGAGGCUGGCUGUCAAGCACCACGCCGCUGAGACAAGUGGCCUUUGGCGCAAGCUUUCCAUCUACGUGGUCAUCCCUGCUCUCGCCAUUGCCAGCGCCAACGCCUACAAGCUGUGGGUCGAGCACUGGGAGCACGUAGCUCACGCGCCGCCAAAGUCCGAGCUGCCCGAGUACUCGUACCAGAACAUCCGAACCAAGAACUUCUGGUAUGGUACUGGCGACAAGACCUGGUUCUGGAACGACAAAGUCAACUACCACAAGAACGCUCCUGAGGAGUAAAGGGUCUUCCUUCCUCCCACACCAUCCACCAGCAGUCAAGCACGGUGGCAAUUGUACAAAGAUCAGAUUCAGCGGGGUAGAGUGCCUUCAGCUAGGCACGGGGCGGUGGCAGCGGGCCUGAGUAUGCGUUGCGAAACUGUGACAUAGCUAUCUCAUUGAGUUGUCGAUUUACCUUCCCUGAUGCUUUGAACUGUGACCGCGGUUUCGUCGAGAUCUCAUGAUAAUAUCCAGUAACGAUAUCUGCUCAGCAAGUAUGUGAACGUAGCUCGAGAGAACGGGCGCGCAACACAUGUACUAACUGCUCGCUGUUGCUUAUAUGGCCU
Messenger RNA from Mytilinidion resinicola, 734 nucleotides. RefSeq names its product putative cytochrome c oxidase subunit VIa. Gene Ontology annotation, biological process: mitochondrial electron transport, cytochrome c to oxygen. Lineage: Eukaryota; Fungi; Ascomycota; Dothideomycetes; Mytilinidiales; Mytilinidiaceae. Gene Ontology annotation, molecular function: enzyme regulator activity. The transcript has 4 exons. The coding region runs from base 1 to 411 and encodes 136 amino acids. Gene Ontology annotation, cellular component: mitochondrial inner membrane. The record is from RefSeq and is a predicted model, not a curated record.